Lactuca saligna is the source of this 1966-nucleotide messenger RNA. The record is from the annotation of a GenBank genome assembly. Lineage: Eukaryota; Viridiplantae; Streptophyta; Magnoliopsida; Asterales; Asteraceae.
AUGACAACCACCGACUAUUUUGCUAAACCCUCUUUCUUCUUCUUAGUCGGCAACCUCAACUUCUUUUGUUGCUUCGGCUCAACACUAACCGCCGCCGCUUCCCUAGCUUAUGUCGCUCGAGUUUUAACGAGCACGUGCACGACGUACUCAAAAUUCGUUCAAAUUGGGGACAGAACAAAUGGAAAUGGAAUAAGCCCUAAGUUGGAAAUGAGGAUGAUGACGCGUGAUUCACAUCAGAUUUACCCUUUGAAAAUCGUAACAAGUCUUCCAGUCCGGAGGACACUUUCCGUUCCCUACAACAAUCGAUCGACAUCUGAGACUUCAAGCGAAAAGAUUUUGAGGCGUCAACUUCUGCUUCCGGAUCUGCAUAUAGCCAACCAUGAGACGGAGCUUGGGAAAGCUUUCACAACCUGGCGGGGCCGAGGAUCUGAUUUCCCCAAGUUCGGUGUCAUAGAUUCUGUUCCUGGUAAGAAUGAGCCGCCAACUCCUGAAGACAAGAAACCCUUCUCCCCUCCACUCGGUCGUGGUCAUGGUCAUGGUCGGGGCAAACCUCAAUCUUCUUCUUUUGGAGCGUCAGGUGUCAAUACUGUCACUGGUCGUGGUCGUGGACAAACGACACCUGUCCCACCUUCUCAAUCUGAUGAUACUUCACAACCUAAGAGACCUAUAUUCUUUCGCAAGGACGGAGACGUAAUUUUACCUCCAAAAGCAGAAACCCAAGAGAAGACUAAGACUAAUCUCCCAUCAAGCAUUUUGUCGGUUUUAUCCGGUGCGGGUCGUGGAAAGCCCGCCCAACCAACAGCAAAUGUUGGCACUGAAAAGGGCGAGGAAGUAAAUCGCCAUAUCAAACCCAGACAACAACAACAACAACAAGCAGUAGUAAAGCCUCGGUCAAGUUCCCCUAAAAUGAGUCAAGAGGAGGCGAUCAACAAGGCUAGGGGGAUACUUUCAAGGGGCGGUGAUGUGGUCGGUGAAGAUGGUGGAGGGUUUAGAGGAGCGGGUGGUCGUGGUAUGGGAGGUCAACGAGGAGGUUGGACUGGAAGGGGGAGGGGGAGAGGUAGGGGUAGGGGUAGGGGGAGAGGAAGGGGAAUGUCUGAGUUUGAUGAGAAUGAGGAAGAUGAGGAAGAAACAGAGCUUGACAAAGUGAAUGCUGAAAAGCUUGCUAAAUAUCUUGGUCCUGAGAAGUUUGACAUUUUGACUCAAGCAUUUGAAGAAGCCAGCGCGAAUGUGUUACCCUCUCCUGAAGAAGAUGCCCAUGUGGAUGCAAUGCAUACCAAUCUUUUGUUGGAGUGUGAAGCAGAAUACUUAAUGGCUGAGUUUGAUUCGAAUCCUGACAUUGAUGAGAAGCCUCCUUUACCUCUUCGAGAUGCUCUUGAGAAAAUGAAGCCCUUCCUAAUGGCUUAUGAAAAUAUUCAAACCAACAAAGAGUGGCAGGAUGUUGUGGAAGAGACGAUGAAGAAUGUGCCUCUAAUGAAAGAACUUGUGGAGUUCUAUAGUGGGCCCAACACUAACAGGGUGACUGCUAAAAAACAAGGGGAGGAGCUUGAGAGAGUUGCAAAUACUCUGCCUGCAACUGCACCUGCCUCUGUCAAGCGAUUUACUGAUCGAGCUGUUCUCUCUCUCAAGAGCAACCCAGGUUGGGGAUUUGAUAAAAAAUGUCAGUUUAUGGAUAAGUUGGUUUCCGAGGUUUCACAGACUUACAAAUGAAUCAGUCACACAGACACAGACAAACAUUACUACUACUACUUAUGGCCAAUGCCAUGCAUCCGCAAAGGGUCUCAUCUCAUGAGUUUGAUUCCUCCUUUUUUUGUAUGCUGAAUUUGAUAGUAACUCCAUGAUUUUUGUUCCUGGUACUACUUAAAAAAAAAGUUAAUGGACUGUUUCUUUUCCACACUUAAUGUGUUUGAUGGGGUAAACACUUGAUUUAGAUGACUAUACAUGAUCGUUUCUUUUUUACUUAAUCUGG